AUGCGUUGGGUGACGCUGACACAUGCUUUCCUUACUGCAGAGUCUGAAACAUCACUUCUACAAAUUAUAGUGCCGCAGAAGAUUGGGUCAAACUCCAGUGCCGACGGUGAUUCAGAAACGCAGGUCACUUAUGCCAUCAAAAUAGACAGGAAAACAUAUACUCUCCAUCUUGAAAAACAGUCAUUUUUAGACUCUCACUUCCUGGUCUAUUCAUACAAGUCAGGGGCAUUGUAUCCAGAGUCUUCACUUAUAAAGGGCCAUUGCUUUUAUCAAGGAUUUGCCACAGAGAUUCCAAAAUCCAUUGUGACGCUCAGCACCUGUUCCGGACUCAGUGGAUUAUUGCAGUUCGAAAAUGUCAGUUACGGAAUUGAACCAUUGGAAUAUUCAUCUACAUAUGAGCAUAUGCUUUAUCAGAUAAAGGAUAAUAAAAUUGAUGUUUCCUCUAUACCGGAAGAUUAUUCAACCUCCCAGGUGGUAGAUCAGUCCUAUAAAAUUCUUGUAAAAUCAGAAAAAAAAUCAGAUGUGCUGUUGAAAAGUAUUCUGAAAAUACAAGUCAUUAUGGAUAAAGCUUUGUAUGAUUAUAUGGGCUCUGAAGUGGCAGUUGCAGCUCAGAAAAUUGUCCACGUCUUUAGUCUGAUCAACACUAUGUUUUCCCAGCUUAAAGUGACUGUGAUGUUAACUUCUCUGGAGCUCUGGUCAGAUCAAAAUAAAAUUUCAACUAAUGGGGAUGCUAAUGAGUUAUUACAUAGAUUUGUGUCAUGGAAAGAAAAAUUUUUGUUUCAAAGGUCCCAUGACAUGGCAUACUUACUAAUUUACAGGGACCAUCCUAAUUAUGUAGGAGCAACGUACCAUGGAAUGGCAUGUGACCCAAAGUUUGCUGCAGGAAUUGCUCUGUAUCCAAAGAUGAUAACCUUAGAGGCAUUUUCUGUUGUUAUGGCACAGUUGCUUGGAAUUAACCUGGGAUUAGCAUAUAAUAAUGAUAUCUACACUUGUUACUGUCCGGCAUCUACAUGCAUAAUGAAUCCUGAAGCAAUACGUUCCCAUGGUGUAAAGUUUUUCAGCAGUUGCAGCGUAGAUGGAUUUAAACACAUAGUUUCACAGCCUGAAUUUGAAUGUCUUCAGAAUCAAACAGUUCCAAAAGUGGUUCCACAAGGAAGAGUUGGAGUUUGUGGCAAUGGAAUUUUGGAACCACCAGAGCAAUGUGAUUGUGGUGCUGAAGGGCAUUGCAGUCAUAUAAAAUGCUGUGAUCCUGUAAAUUGUGCUCUGAAGCCAAUGGCAACGUGUGGUACUGGACCAUGCUGUGACAAAAAAACUUGUCAUGUAUUUUCAAAAGGAAAAUUAUGUAGAAAAAGCACAGAUCUGUGUGAUUUUCCAGAAUAUUGCGAUGGCAGAUCUGAGUUCUGUGUACCUGACAUGAAAGCUGCUGAUUUAGAACUGUGUAAUAAUAAGACUGCCUAUUGUUUCGAAGGAACGUGCCGUGACCCUGAUCAGCAGUGUGCACAGUUGUUUGGAAAAUUUGCAAAAGCGGGUACUGAUAUAUGUAUGCAAGAAGUGAAUAUGCACUCAGACAAUUUUGGAAACUGUAACGCUGCAUUUUGUCAUCUUAGGAAUGUCUUAUGCGGAAAGUUAGUUUGUACCUGGACACGAACAGAAGUAGUGCCAUUUAAAAAUUUUGAUACUCAAUAUGCUUACGUUGAUGGCCUUGUGUGUAUAUCUGCAAGUCUGAGAAAUCUGACACCAGUGUUACUGCCAGUGGAUUAUACCUAUGUAUGGAAUGGCACUAUGUGUGGUCCAAAUCGGUUUUGUGAAAGGGCAAGUUGCAGAACCAUUGAAAACGAACGUGCACUAUGUAUUUCCCAACAGAAAUGCAAAGGACAUGGGGUUUGCAAUACUUUAAAUAAUUGUCACUGUGAUGCUGGAUAUGCUCCUCCAAAUUGUAGCGAAAGACCCUCAUCACCAGGAGGAAGUAUAGAUGAUGGGUUUUGGUCUGUAGAUGAUAGAAGUGCAGACUUUCUGGUAAAACGACGUGGUGCUUCUCGAAAAAAUGGCCUCUUGAUCAGUUUCUACGUUUUCUUACCUUUCCUCAUUUUAAUUGCCAUUAUUGCUUUUAAAUGGAAUAAAAUGAAGAUAUUUUGGAACAGAGAGGGUACAGUAAGUGGAGGAUCUGUAUCAGAAGACAGCAGUAGUAACAGCACCCAGUCUUACAGUUAAAGUUUAUGGAUGUUGAAAGAGAAAAUCUGCACAAGUGAUCAUGGCCAAG
This is a messenger RNA of Camelus dromedarius (Arabian camel), 2260 nucleotides long. RefSeq names its product A disintegrin and metallopeptidase domain 3. Gene Ontology annotation, biological process: male gonad development; proteolysis; cell adhesion. NCBI's taxonomy places the organism in Eukaryota, Metazoa, Chordata, Mammalia, Artiodactyla, Camelidae. Gene Ontology annotation, molecular function: metalloendopeptidase activity. The record is from RefSeq and is a predicted model, not a curated record. The transcript is spliced from 20 exons. Gene Ontology annotation, cellular component: plasma membrane. Bases 1 to 2211 code for a protein of 736 amino acids.